Molecule: messenger RNA, 723 nt
Organism: Soboliphyme baturini
Lineage: Eukaryota; Metazoa; Nematoda; Enoplea; Dioctophymatida; Soboliphymatidae
Source: the annotation of a GenBank genome assembly
AUGAAGAACACCAAGAUGAGUAAUGAGAUAUUCGUGUCGUUGACGAAUUUGCACGUUUUUUUCCAGUUGGCUUGUCCCCACUGGCCAGAGUUGGGCAUCGUUCCUGUCGUCGACGACGAAAUCAUGACCAUGGAUGACAGAAAAUCCAUUUGGAAGUGUCAAGCAGUGCGUCCGACUUCUUGGCUAAAACGAGGCUGGUGCUGCACGCAAUUCGAUCGUUUGAUCGAUCGGCUGACGAUCACUCCGCCGAUAUCCACUGCGAAUCUCGGGAUUGCCGAUCUGCCACUGCUGGACAAAACGAAUUCGAUCUACUCCCUCAUCUCCCCAGAAAAGCCUUACCUUGACAAUGGUAUUGAAAGCGUGUUUCCGCCCGGUAACGCCACUUGGGCCGCUUCAAAAAUUAGACGAUGUUCUAAAAAAAAGUUUUCGUCGUUAUUUCAAUCGAUUAUGGCUCAGACAACGAAGUUGACGAUCAGAAACCCUCACUACGCGAUCGGCCAAGAAAGCGGUGCGAGGGCGACAGUUCAGAAACGUGAGAUCGGUCCCACGGGUGAGGAACCUCACGGCGGCUUUUCCGGCCGUUAUCCGACUUCGUUGAGUCAGCACAUCCGUCCGCUUAGCCGUCGGCUUCGUCUGUCGCAAGGCCAACCGCUAUUGAACGCGUUCGUCCACUUCUUGCCGUCGUUUGGCUUCCGAAAGCCAUUGUUCGCCGGCGUCCUUUGA